This is a messenger RNA of Trypanosoma brucei brucei TREU927, 1239 nucleotides long. RefSeq lists its product as hypothetical. The transcript has a single exon. The record is from RefSeq and is a predicted model, not a curated record. The coding region runs from base 1 to 1239 and encodes 412 amino acids. Lineage: Eukaryota; Euglenozoa; Kinetoplastea; Trypanosomatida; Trypanosomatidae.
AUGUUCCGAGGUAGUGGGGCGCGUAAGUGUUGCUCCUCUUCCUUUCUUUAUCGCACCGCCCCCACUUCGGCGGCCACUGGCACUUCCCCACCUUCGCUGGUGACGGUCCCCCUGCUACGUGCCGCUCUGCUUCUUCGGUGGCGUUUGCUUUCGCUGCAGUUCGAUGGAGACUCAAAUAUGUGUGUUCUCGCAGAAGACGCCGCCGAUGGUCUUCCACGUGGAACACGGCUUGAAAUGUACGGUUCAAAUGUUCAACUUGUCCGACAGCUCAGCGGUGCUGGCGAAGCAUUGCUUCAACCUUCCGUCAUCGGUGAAGUCACCGCAACCCUGGAGGGUGCGCUUACUGACGAUACAACGGAAAGGCGAGGGAGGCAGAUUGUUGCUGUGUUAUCCCCACCACACCUCUCGUCAUCGCUAGGGGGGCCCGAAUUUAAAGGAAAUGAAGAUGUUGAGGUAAUUGCACAGUGGACUCUAUCGCGGAAGCGUGUUGAGAAUGUGCAAAGAGUAACAGACACGACCAAAAGAGACGGGGUCAAAAAUGAGGAGCCACCGCCGCUGAUGGAGAACGGCAUUGUGUUUCCCUCUCCACGUUUUGCAGGCCUUAGGGUCCUGCGUGCCGCACGGCACUCGUUCGCGCUUUUGCUUGAGAAUGAACUGCGGGAGAGGACGGGGGAAAGUGAAGUAGGGAAGGUAGGACCACUCGCUGUUCUUGAUGUUAGCGAGUUGGAUUGCACUUUUAGUCGGGUUGCGGUGCAGAUGGCUGUGGAGCGCGGCCUUGUUCUGGAGCAACACAUGCAUGUUAAUUUUGUUCCUCUCACACCUGCUGCCACUGCUACUGCUGAUGAAACUGUCCGAAGUCUUCUCCGCCUUGUGGCGCACCCCACACGCGGCGCUCAUUUAGAUCCACUUCGCCCGCUACAAGCGCGCUGUUUCAAACUCGGAUGUUGCACUUUUUGUAGUAAAGGUCGUGGUAGUGCUGCCAACGAAGGCUCGAAGAAGGAUGAAGCCUCUCUGGUUUCGCGGUUGGCGGGUGUGAUUUCAAAGAUUCACAGCAAUGGGACCCUGCUCGUGAACCUUGUUGGCGAUGGCAUCAACCAUGAGGAGUUGCGACAAGGUGCAGAAAUGCAUCUUGUGGAGGCGCUUCUGCGCGCUGACAGGUGUGGUGUGGUAAUAGACGAGGUGUUACCAGCGGCCGAUACACGCGGUACGGCCAUAUCUUUCGUUGUCUCACUUUGUUGA